Thunnus maccoyii (southern bluefin tuna) is the source of this 3484-nucleotide messenger RNA. RefSeq names its product polymerase (DNA directed), mu (gene polm). Gene Ontology annotation, cellular component: nucleus. NCBI's taxonomy places the organism in Eukaryota, Metazoa, Chordata, Actinopteri, Scombriformes, Scombridae. Bases 286 to 1899 code for a protein of 537 amino acids. Gene Ontology annotation, molecular function: DNA binding; DNA-directed DNA polymerase activity. Gene Ontology annotation, biological process: double-strand break repair via nonhomologous end joining. The record is from RefSeq and is a predicted model, not a curated record. The transcript has 11 exons.
AACUAUUUUGGUAAUGCGCUGGAGGAGUCGGCAUAGAAACACAGCUGCAUCCGGUGGUACUCCACCUCAGAAGUUUGCUGCUUGAAGUGGUUUUCUUCUUAAACUACCUCAGAAAAUGAAACCAGUCACAUCUGACACCUUUACUGCGGGACGUCGUAGCACUUUAUGAGCAGUAAAUCACUAUUUUAUGAUAACUAGCAUCAUAAAAGCAACAGAGAAGAGAGAUAAGUGAUGGAUGUAUGACAGGACAGAAGCUGCAGUAUUUAUUUAACUACACAGUGAACUAUGGUGCCAUUAAAGCGAAGAAAAGUGUUCCCGUCGCAUGCUGGGAACACUGGGACUGACAGCAGUGGAGAAAAAGUCUCCAAGUUCCCUCAAGUUGUUUUAUUCCUGUUGGAGAGAAAGAUGGGAUCCAGUCGAAGAGAUUUUCUCUCUCAGCUCGGUCAGAAGAAAGGAUUUCAGGUGGAGGAGAAGUUCAGUGAAAGUGUCACGCAUCUCAUUUCUGAAAACAACUCGGGCGACGAGGUCAGGACUUGGCUCGACUCACAGGACGGCGGUCGAGGCCGAACAGCUGCUCACCUUCUGGACAUCAGCUGGUACACAGAGAGCAUUCAGGCCGGACGUCCUGUAGAGAUACUGGACAGACAUAAACUACAGGAGCAGCAGACAGAUGAAGCAGAAGUUGUGAUGUUCUCGGUUCCCAGCUACGCCUGUCAGAGAAGAACCACUCUGGACAACCAUAACACCGUCCUCACUGAUGCGUUGUCCCUCCUGGCUGAAAACGCUGAGCUCAAUGAUGAGGAGGGGCGAGGUGUCGCGUUUCGACGGGCCGCCGCCGUGUUGAAGGCUCUCCCUAAAGCGGUGACAGACAUGACGCAGCUCAGAGGGCUGCCCUGUCUCGGAGAACACUCACUGAGAGUCAUCAAGGAUGUUUUGGAGAACGGAGCAUCAAGUGAGGUUGAAUCUACAAAACACUCUGAGCGAUAUAAAGCUCUGAAGCUUUUAACAGGUAUUUUUGGAGUUGGAGCAAAGACAGCGGAUCGGUGGUUCAGAGAGGGGAUACACACUCUCCACCAGUUAAAGGAUUCAGGACAUUCGCUCAAUCGAGCGCAACAAGCAGGUCUCGACCACUACGAUGACCUCAACCAGUCGGUCACUAAAGCAGAGGCCGACACCAUCGGUGAGAUUGUAGAGAGAGCUGUCCUUGCUGUGUUACCAGGGGCACAGAUUACACUAACAGGAGGAUUCAGGAGAGGAAAGCUGACAGGGCAUGAUGUUGACUUCCUGAUAACGCACCCAGAGGAGGGCAGAGAGGAGGGACUGAUGACUAAAGUCGUCUCCUGGUUGGAAUCGCAGGGUUUCCUUUUAUACCAGAAAAUUACAAGAAACUCCUACCUGGAGGCUAAGGAUGGUCCUGCUCGGUCCGCCUCCAACAUGGACCGCUUCGAGAGGUGUUUCUCCAUCUUUAGACUGUCCAAGGUGGAGAAAAAAGGAGCAAAACAACCAGAGACACUGACAGAAAAUGAUGUAAAAACACAUGCACAAGAAAACCUCAAAACACAUUCACAUACCUCGAGUCAGAUCCAGCGUGUGAGCGGUGAAGAGGAGGAUGGAUCAGAGCGGAAACAACCUGCAGGAUUCAGACCGUGGAGGGCUGUGAGAGUGGACCUGGUCGUCUCUCCAAUCAGCCAGUUUGGUUUCGCUCUGCUGGGCUGGACAGGAUCCAAGCUGUUUGAAAGGGAGCUGCGACGCUGGGCAGGACAUGAGAGGGCCAUGUCUCUGAGUAGUCACGCUUUGUACGACAAUAAACAGAGUCGAUACCUGAGAGUGAUGACAGAGGAGGAGAUAUUCGCUCAUCUUGGUCUGGAGUACGUUCCACCGUCAGAGAGAAAUGCAUGAAGACGCUCUUCAGGAAGCAUCAUCUCAGGUUUGUAACCUGGAGUCAGGAGGGUUAAACGUUGUCUCAGCUGUGUUCAGACUGACUUUAGCUCUGCGUGAAAGUACGUAGCCCCCGACGACAUUUAACAUCUAAUCUGUCCUAAUGUGAAACUGCUAAAAACUGUGCAACCUUGACCUUGUUAAACAAAGUUAACAAAAACUGACUGAUAAAUUAAAUAGUUAAAUUUAUAUUAAAAAUGUGUGUUUAAAUAUUAAAAGCUCUAAAAAUGCCCUUUCUCGUUUCAUCUUUGCGUUUAUCUUUUCCCCUAAAAUAUCUUCCACCCAACAGGAACACACACACACACACACACUUCCACACAUGCAGUAUGUACAAGUCGCAAAACAAGUCUGUGUCUGAAAUCACUCCCUCGUUCAUUCAUUUAUUCACUACUUUUAGGGACUUAUAGAGAAGCUUCACUGCCCUGAUUUGUUUGUUUGUUCUUGAAGUCUGUAUCAUAUCUGUGUUUACACUUAGACUAUUCUUCUUCUGCUCCCUUUAUAAUAGACAAUAAAUAGUUUACUAAUAGUGGGCAGCAAAUUGAGAUUUCAGACGCUUGCUAAUCAUCAUUUUGCGUCAUCACUAUCAGCUGUACAGUUGCACAACUGUAAAUUUUCCAUUUGGAAAAUUUUGCAGGAAUUUGGUCAGAAACCAAAGUGUUGCACAAACUGAAAUUUUAACCCGAUGAUGUCAGUAGAGGAAAAGUCAGAGAAUCAACAAAGUUAUUAGAGUUCAUCUUGAGGAGAACAUGAACUUCUGAACCAAACCUCACUGCAAUCCAUCUGACCUCAUGGUGGCGCUAGAGGAAAAGUCAGAGGAUCAGUCAGUAGGAUUUAUCAUCUGGGGAACACGAAUGUUUGAACCAUAUUUCACGGCAAUGCGUCUGAGAGAAAGUGGUGGACAAACAGACAUUAGAAAAGGGUACAAACAGUGCGUUUGACCAUUAAAUGGCUCAGAAUAAAUUAAUAAAAUGUUAAAUUUGUUUUUCAUUUAUUAUCACCUGGAAUUUUGAAAGAUAAUGUAGAUCUCUAAAAGGAUGCAAAGAAGACAUUUGCUCCUAAUCCGAACUGAAAUUAACUGUUAAAGUGUGACAGGAUUAAAUCUGCGGUCAUGUGAAACACGCUUGAAGGAGACCUGAUAAGAGAACUAAAAAGAACAUCAUUUGAUCUAAUCAAACAGCACAAGACAGCUGAACAUGAUAAAAAGUUAGAAUCUGGCAAAAUACACUUUAAAAAGUUCGAAAAGUUUUCACUUUUGUAUGUCUUAUAUACCUUCAGCUUCAGAUACAGUGUAAAAGGAACAAACCUCCCAGCAACACACACCUGUGUAGCAUUGACCUGUAUUCUAUAACGUCCUCUCGGUCUUAUCUAUACAUUUUCUGAGAUGAAAGCCACACAGCUGUGCAGAGCGGAGAUACCACGAGACCUCAGUGAAAAAAACAUUUAAGUGCAGUUACUUAAACACUGAACUCAAGUACCAGGUUGAAGUACUUCACUGUAUUUCCAUAUUAUAGUACUACUGAGUAGGAAUCAUUCAUUAAUUUACUAU